GUUCUGGUCUUUCUAGAUCAAUGGAUCCGAUAAUUAAGUGUCUCUGGGAUUUUUACUAUAAUGUAUGUGGGCUCUUCACUGCGAAAAUGGAGCCCAAACUAACGUACGAACACAAUUUUUUUUCUAAUUUCCCUUUUUUUAUUAUUUAUUUUUCCCCUCAUUAUAAUUAUGUCAAAGUCUUAGCCUUCACCAACCAACCAAGCAAUUUGCUUAUUGCCUUCACAUUAUAUAUAUAUAAAUAUUUUGUGCGCUCUGGAACUGAAAAAGCUAAGCUAGGCGGCGGCGGGCAUGGGGAGCCAAGAGUGCGACAUAAUCCGGUGGUUCGACGAGGUGGCGGAGAACGCCGGGGAGGUCCAGAGGGAGACUCUCCGGCGGAUUCUUGAAGUGAACCACGGCGUGGAGUAUCUGAAGAAAUGGGUGGGAGAUAGAGAUUUGAAUGUGGAAGAUGGCGCAUUAUUGGAAUCUCUUUACACUUCUUUAGUCCCUCUUUCUUCUCAUGCAGAUUUGGAGCCUUACGUUCAACGGAUUGCUGACGGCGACGCCGCUCCUCUCCUCACUCACCACCCCAUCACCACCUUAUCCUUAAGUUCCGGAACUACAGAGGGUCGUCAGAAGUUUCUACCCUUCACUCGCCAUUGCUCACAAACCACCCUUCAAAUCUCCAAGCUCGCUGCUGCUUUUAGAUCCAGGAUUUAUCCGACGAGUGAAGGGAAGAGGAUUUUGGAGUUCAUAUACAGCGGGAAGCAGUUCGAGACGAAGGGAGGAGUUCGGGCGGCGACGGUGACGACUCACAUUUACGCGAGCGAGGAGUUCAAGGAGAAGCAGCGGGAGAUAAAGUCGUUUACUUGCAGCCCGGAUGAGGUGAUUUUCAGCGGGGACUACAAGCAGUCCACGUACUGUCAUCUCCUGCUGGGCUUACACUACGGCGCCGAGGUGGAGUUCGUGGCCUCCACCUUCGCCUACAGCAUAAUCCAGGCGUUUUUGUACUUCGAGGAGCACUGGAGAGAGAUUUGCAAUGACAUAAGCGAUGGGACACUAAGCGCCAAGAUUAGCCUCCCCAAAUGCCGCGAAUCCGUGCUCAAAAUCCUAACCCCAAACCCGGAUUUGGCCGCCAGAAUUCGCAGGGAUUGUGAGGAAUUGGAAAGGGAGGAUUGGUUGGGUUUGAUUCCCAAACUAUGGCCUAACGCUAAGUACAUUUACUCCAUAAUGACGGGGUCUAUGCAGCCGUAUUUAACAAAACUCCGGCAUUACGCCGGGAAGUUGCCAUUGGUGAGCGCAGAUUACGGCGCGACGGAGAGCUGGAUUGGGGUGAAUGUGGAUCCUUCUUCCCCACCCGAGAAGGUCACUUUUGCAGUCAUUCCCACAUUUUCUUACUUCGAAUUCAUCCCACUUCACAGACAGAAAUCGCAACAAUCUUAUAACAACAACGACAACGCGUCUCAUCUGCCCACCGAUGAUUUCUUGGAAGAUGAUCCUGUGCCCUUGUCCCAGGUCAAGAUUGGACAGGAAUAUGAGGUUGUUCUAACAACUCUCACAGGGCUGUAUAGGUACAGGUUAGGGGAUGUGGUAGAAGUGGCAGGCUUCUACAAGAACACCCCAAAGCUCAACUUCAUAUGCAGAAGAAAGCUGAUACUAACAGUAAACAUCGACAAGAACACAGAGAAAGAUCUUCAGCUAGUAGUGGAGAGGGGUUUACAGAUUCUAAGCAAGACAGGAGCUCAUCUAGUGGACUUCACCAGCCACGCAGACGUGGCAAAACAACCUGGGCACUACGUUAUAUACUGGGAGAUCAAAGGCGAGGUCGAAGAGAGGGUCCUGGGAGAAUGUUGCAGAGAAAUGGACGCCUCUUUCGUGGACCAAGGCUACGUGGUGUCCCGGAGAACAAACUCCAUUGGACCGCUUGAGCUCAGGAUUUUGGAGCGAGGAACUUUCAGGAAGAUUCUGGAGCAUUUCAUCGGCAAUGGGGCGGCGCUGAGCCAGUUCAAGACACCCAGGUGUAUUACGAAUCAGGUGCUGCUAAGAAUCCUUAACCGCUGCACCAUUAAAAGGUUUCACAGCACUGCAUAUGCGUAAUUAUGUUUGUGUAUGUAUCGAAACGCUUAACCUUAUUAUCCAUUAUUAUUUCUUUCUUAGACGUCGUUGCCUGCAAGCCUGGUAAGGAUUUUAGGAUUAACAUGUGUACGUUGAAAUAUGGGUGAUACAACUUUCUGGCCAUGUGUGAUCGUGAUCAUGUUUUUGACAAACUCAUUCCAUUUUAAGUGUGCAAAUCUGCAUUUCACCUUUACAUCAAUCAAAUCUUAUUUCCCA
Molecule: messenger RNA, 2307 nt
Organism: Ipomoea triloba (trilobed morning glory)
Lineage: Eukaryota; Viridiplantae; Streptophyta; Magnoliopsida; Solanales; Convolvulaceae
Product: indole-3-acetic acid-amido synthetase GH3.10
Exons: 4
Coding region: 289-2073 (594 amino acids)
Cellular component (GO): cytoplasm
Molecular function (GO): acid-amino acid ligase activity
Source: RefSeq, a predicted model, not a curated record